CACCGCACAGUAUAUAAGCGCAACUGAACGGGUAGCAUUCGGCGUGUCAGUGCUGCUGUCUUGCCUUAACGACGAGGAUGAGCUACUCCGUGGAUUAUGGCCAGAGAUCUCUCCAUGGAAGAGUGAAAGGAGACUCCAUGCGAUUUCAGUCUAAACGUCAGCCUCAUUUUGCUUCGGAAGUAACGUCUUUCAAAAGUCCGACCGGCUUUGUGUCCGCCCCCCUGACGAAGAGUAACACGAUGAUUAAACAAACAUUCAAAACUCCAGUAGUAUGGCAAUCGUCCGAAGUCCAAGGAAGACGCGUCUUAGGAGAAAUUGAACACAAGCACGUCAGCGAGAAGGAGCUUCUCCAGGGGCUCAAUGACCGCUUUGCCGGCUUUAUCGACAAAGUCCAUCGGCUGGAAAGCCAGAACAAAAUACUAGAAAGCGAACUUACUGAACUUCGCCAGAAACAGAUAUCUCGCUCGUCACUGUCCGAAGUGUAUGACCCUGAGAUCAAAGAGCUAAGAGAACACAUUCGGCAGGUAAGCUUUCAGAAAAACAGGAUAGAGAUGGAGCGUUACCACCUGGAAGAAGAUUUCACUAUGUUAAGGGAAAAGUGCGAAAAUGAAGCUCGUAUUCGGUCAGAUAUCGAAGCCACCAUUACGACUUUAAAGAAAGAUAUUAAAGAUGCGUACCUUUUAAAAAUGGAGCUGGAACAGAAAGCUCAGUCACUCGCUGAUGAAAUUGUUUUCUUAAAGAAUGAUCACGGCGAAGAAGUUUCAGAAAUGAUGAUCCAAAUUCGACAAGCUGAGCUCGCAGUCGAGGUGAAAGACCCUGUGAAGCUGGACAUCGCUUCGGCUUUGAGGGAAAUCAGAAAACAGCUUGAAGGUCAAACAAGUACAUCCAUGAAACAUGAUGAAUGCUUCAAGACCAGGAUGGCUAAACUGACCAAGGCGGCCGAAGUUAACAGCAAAGCCCUUAAAGAUACAAAACAAGAAAUCCAUGAACACCAUCGGCAGCUACAGUCCAAAAGCAUGGAACUGGAAACUAUCAAAGGCACCAAAGAGGGUCUGGAGAGGCAACUCAACAGCCUGGAAGAGAGGCACGAUGCGGAAAUCACGCAAUAUCAGCAUACUAUCCAACAGCUAGAACAUGAGCUGAAACACACCAAAUGUGAGCUGUCUGGGUACCUGAGAGAAUACCAGGACCUUCUGAAUGUCAAGAUGGCUCUAGAUGUUGAAAUUGCCUCCUACAGGAAACUUUUGGAAGGAGAAGAAACACGGUUUUCCUUGGUGGCUGGAGCCCAACUUUCAAUGCCCCAUGUGUAUCGACAGUCCCCUAUAUAUACUCUUCCACGUGUCACAAAGAAGGCCUCUUAUAGACAGGAGCCUCAGUACAAGUUUGUUGAAGAAAUCAUUACGGAAACAACUAAAGAGGUCGAGAUGACAGAAAUUGAAGAUCUACAGGAACAAUUAAUCAGCACAAAAGAGGAAUCCAAGGAAAAGGACACCUCAGAAGAAGCUUCGGUUACAGAAGCUGCCACAAUGCUGACGAGCACUUUGCCUGACACCCUGCAUAUGGGAGAAGAAACAGUUCAGGACAGUGUGAAAUCUGAAGUGACAUCAGGAGGUGGAGAGGAUGAAGCAGAGGCAGAGGCUUCUAAGGACGAACUCCGAGAUGUUAAGGCAAUUCAGGGAAAAAGCCAAAUAAACACCUCAGAAGAGGUGGAGGAAUGUUUAAAAAACACUCCAGCUGAUGAAGCAGAAAUCGAGAAGGGAGGCCAAGUUUCAGACACAAUCUCUGCUCCUGGUAAGAUGAUCAUGGAAACAAUGGGGUUUAAAAGUGAAGAUGAGCAGAAGGAGAUGGGGUUGAAAGAUCAAGAGAAACAGAUGCCAGAAGAGAGUACAUUUAGAGACACUGUUAUACAAGAUGCCUGCAAAGAAGAAUGUGAAGAUGUUAUGCUAAAACCAGAGGAACAUCCCAUCAAAAAGGAGACAACUGAGAAAGAUGAGACAUCUGUUAUGGACACAGAAGAAACUGAAAACCCCACAGGACAAAAUGCAAGGCAUGUGGAUGGUUCAGAGAGUGAGCACCUUCUCAUGGUAGAGAAAACUGUAAAUAAUAAGGUGGAAGAUAGAGAAGAUGCUCAAAGUAUCAGAGUGGAAAGUCAAGAGGGGAUAAUGAAGGAAAUGGAGGAAGUCAGAAUUACAGGUCUUGACCCAGUGGUCCAGGUCACAGACAAGCAACAUGAAUUUCAGGAUGGACAAGCAUCAAGUCCAUUAAAGUCUGAAACAUGUGAGCCACCUUUAGUGACUGAGAUGGCAAGUGAAUUUGAGACCACUAAAGAGGAAACGAUAAAGAGCCACAUGAUUGCCAAAGAUAAGUAUUCUAAGCAGACUGAAACACCUGAAGUUAAGGAAAUAAGAGAUACAACAUUAAUAAAUGAAAACAUGAAAACUGAAGUUGAAGAAACAAUCAAAAUGGAUCAGGACGAACCAAACAUGGAAACACAUGGUGAGGAAAAUCUGGACAAUGUGGCCUCUCAAUCAAAAGAAGAUAACGAGAAACAGGAAAAAAUGCAUUCUCGGACUAAAAAAGAUACCGUGAAACUGGAAGAAGAUAACAAGAAACAGGAAAAAAUGCAUUCUCAAACUAAAGAAGACAACGAAAAUCAGGGCAAAUUGGAGUCUCCAACUAACAAUAUUAAUGAAAAACUGAAAAACAUGACCUCUCCAUCAAAAGAAGAUAAUGAAAAACAGGAGAAAAUUGAGUCUCCCACUAAAGAAGAUAAUAAAAAACUGGAAAUUAUGAAGCCUUCAACUGAAGAAGAUAGUGAAAAACAGGAGAAAAUUGAGUUUCCUGCUAGAGAAGAUGAUGGAAAAUUAGGAAAUAUGACACCUCUGUUCAAAGAAGAUAUUAAGAAAUGUGUAGAAAUUGAGCUUUCAACUGAACAAGAUAAUGCAAAACAGGAAAAGAUAGAUUCUCCAACCAAAGAAGCUGUUUCUGACAGAAAAAAUGAUGAACAAGAAGGUAAACAGUUUGAACUAAAGGACUCAGUGAACAAGGACGACCUUUUUAAAUCUAAACUCAUCCCAGAAAUAAAACCUCAUAAGGAAAAGGAUGGAGAAUUCCAAGUUGUGCACAGCCCCACCUUGACCAGAUCCGAAGAUGUUCUGCAGACGCAGCAUGACGGAGAGGAUUCUUCUUCAAGAGGCCCAAUGAAUAUUAAUGAGCAUCAAAAAGACAAGACAGAAGAGGAUGGAGGAAAUAUCAUCACAGAUAGGAAGCUUAAAGAGGGACUCUCCUUGGUUACGGUUUCUGAAGAAAUUAGAGACAGUACACUUGAUUCUUGCUUAGAAAAUGGCUUUGACAAACAAAGUCCUCACCUCUCUGGGUGACACUGUAAAGCAUACCGAAGGGUCUGAAAUACCCAAGGAGGUCAGCCACAACAAUAGGCUGAAUACGCAAACCUAAAACUCUCAUAAUACAGUAUUAGAAAAGAAAGCAACAAUGCAAUUUGAACUAAGAUGCAUGUAGCUUGCUAGCCUUUCAAGACAUCAUGAAUUUAUGUAUUUUGAAAAAUGAAUUUGAUGAUAAUACUGUUCUGUAUGAAAUACUGUAAUCCAUUUAAAUGAUGGUAGGUCUUGGGCAAUGAAAAUCUCACCUGACGACAUACCACAAUACUUGUCUUGAAAUGAUUAGGAGUGUCAGUACCACCUAGUAACACAUUAAAAGAAACUGUACAGAA
Molecule: messenger RNA, 3730 nt
Organism: Erpetoichthys calabaricus (reedfish)
Lineage: Eukaryota; Metazoa; Chordata; Cladistia; Polypteriformes; Polypteridae
Product: neurofilament medium polypeptide-like
Biological process (GO): neurofilament bundle assembly
Cellular component (GO): intermediate filament; cytoplasm; postsynaptic intermediate filament cytoskeleton
Molecular function (GO): structural constituent of cytoskeleton
Source: RefSeq, a predicted model, not a curated record